Messenger RNA from Paramecium sonneborni, 1472 nucleotides. The record is from the annotation of a GenBank genome assembly. Lineage: Eukaryota; Ciliophora; Oligohymenophorea; Peniculida; Parameciidae.
UAAUAAUUUAUGGAUAAGUCUAAGGAAUAGAUCUAAGAAUAUUUCAAUAUUUUUGAUAAGGAUGGAAGUGGAUCUAUAGAUAAGGAAGAAAUUAAGGAAUUAGCAGUCAAUGUAGGAUUAAAUUGGAGCGAUUUGAAGUUGAAUAAAGUUAUAAUUCAUUGAUAUUUUAGAUUAUCUAAGCUCUUGACACAAAUGGAGAUGGCAAGAUUUCAUUUGAUGAGUUUUAUGAAUACUUCUUAUAUGGAGAACAAAAACAAAUGGAUAAACUAAUAUAGAAGAAAUUUAAACAUAUUAAAAAUGUUAAGAAUCUUCAUAAAAAACUUAAUUAAUAAUAUGGUAUGAUAUCUUAAAGAAAUUUAAUAGGACAUAUCUUUGAAAAGAAUAAUGAAGAAGGGAAAUCUCAAUGCUCAAUAUAAUUGAAUGUUGGAGAGAAAUCUUAAAUAAAAUCAGCUUUAGAAUUAACAGUGAGAGUUGGUGAGGAGAAUAAGAAUUUUUCAUAAUCCCUUUUAAAAAAUUUCCCAUUUGCCGGAGAUCAGGUAAAUAAUAAUAUAUAUUUUAAUAAAGGUUGUUUCAAUAGUUUUUGGAUUUAAAUGCUAAAAUUCUGAUGCCGUCUAAGAAAAAUUUGAAACAUUUUUUGAGGGAAUAAUUGAUUUAGCAUUAAAUAUGAUUCCAGAAGAUAUUUCUUAAAAAAUAGCAAUAUUCAAAAAUGAUUUAAAAAUUGAAUAUAAAGCUUUACCAGAAGAAUUAUUGGUUAGAUUCUAUAUAAAUAAUGAAAUCACUGAAAAUGUAUUGGUUGCAUAUAGAUUAAUAUCAGGAAUGUUUAUCUAAGAGAACAGUUCAAUAUAUGCAAAUUUGAAGUUAUGUAAGAAUUUAUAAAUAACUAAUUAGAAUUCAUGGCAGGAUUAACAGAUAUUGGAGCUACACCAAAUGAAAAUAUGAUUAAUUGGAUAGCUAAAGGAUUCUGUGCCAGUUUUGAUGCAUAAGCUUCAAGUGAUCUUGUAAUUUUAUAUUAUUUAUAAUAUAAUAGAUUGAAGUAGCCAGAUAAGGACAUUAUGCAGCUAUUGUAAAAUACUUUGAUUCAUACAAAAUUAAAUUGCUUGAAUAGCUAACUCCAUUAACUUUAUUAAAUAAUGCUAGAUUACAAUUCAAUUUCUAGUCAUAUGCAUAAUUUAUUUAGGAAAUGCAAUUGCCUGAAUUAAAUGAAGUUAAUUUAUCAGCAGCUAUAGAUUAAGCAAAAGGAGCAAAUGUUAAUGAACUUAUGGCUGGAAUACCAUUUGUUGGUGAAUUAUUAGAUAUUUUGAGAAUUGAAGGAAAUGGUAAUUAAUAAUAAUUACAAUAUUCUAGGAUAAAUUUAAUUAGCUGUUAUUUCAGAAGAAGCUUCAGUUUCUAUAACUGCAUCAGGAGAAGGAGCAGCCUUGAUUUGGGAAAAGCUUAUUUGAUUUAUUUAUACAACAAAUCAAGAAAAAGCAAAU